AUGAGAAGAUUUUUUUUCAUUUUUAUUAUCAUUUUAGUAUCGGCAGUCAUGCUUUGUUAUUGCGAUUUCCGUCAGGAACGUGCAAAAGUCAGGUACUGCAAUCCGAAGUACUUGACCGACUGCGUUGUCUUCACCGGCAGGAAGAGCAGGCACGAGCCAUACCUGACCAACAUGACGGGCACACUUGUCGUGCCGUUUGGAAACAAUGUUACCAUCGCUUUGACGCUACAGAUGAAAUCUGGCGGCGAUUUCCGCGUGACCACCAAAGUCUGCGAAGCGUUUCAGUCCAAGUGGAUGAAGGAGUUCACGAUUCGACACACCAACCUAACUUUGGGCCAUUGUCCGUAUCCACCCGGCAGAUACCGUUAUAUGAAUAUGGAGCUACCGCCCAAGAACGUACCGAUCCCCGUUGCGGACGGCGACUACUACAUACGGUUCCAGAUGCUGGUCACCGACACCAAUGAGGAGAUCUGCGACCUGAUCACGUUCCUCCACUUCGAACAGAACAAGAAACCCAAGAAGAUUAAUAAAAAAACAUAA
Molecule: messenger RNA, 540 nt
Organism: Bombyx mandarina (wild silkworm)
Lineage: Eukaryota; Metazoa; Arthropoda; Insecta; Lepidoptera; Bombycidae
Source: RefSeq, a predicted model, not a curated record